GAUUUUCGUAUAUUUAAGAGAGCUAUAUUUAAAACAUAAGCAGAGAUCAUGUAUUAAGCAGAACAGGUAUAAGUGAGAGUGGUUGUAUUGUCAGUGGAAGAAUAAUAAAACAGUUGUUAUCAACUUACUGAUUCCUCAUCUUGUCCGAACCCAUAUGUGUGCUCGUGCUCAAGUGUCAUAAACAAGACUUUACCUUUUCUCUUGUAUUACUUAAAUCAUCAAACUGAAACACAACACAAAACUCAAGACCAUGCCAUUACUCUUGUCUGCCGAAUCCGAUGGCGCGCUGCGAGAACAUCUACUGGACGUGGAAGCUUUGUCCGGUCAAGAACCAAAGAUACGUGUAAGAAACCUGACCCGAGUCUCCGAUGACGGAUCUCUGAUUCUGAAAGGAGUGUCAAUGGAUAUCCCCAAAGGGAUGAUCGUUGGUGUGAUCGGUCCAAGUGGAAGCGGAAAGUCAACGUUUUUGAGAUCUCUUAACCGUCUCUGGGAGCCUCCGGCGACGACUGUUUUCUUGGACGGCGUAGACAUCACGAGCAUCGACGUCAUCACUCUCCGCCGUAGAGUCGGCAUGCUUUUCCAGCUUCCCGUUCUCUUUGAAGGGACCGUUGCUGAUAAUGUGAGAUAUGGUCCGAACUUGAGAGGGGAGAAGCUAAGUGACCAAGAUGUUUACAAGCUGCUGAGUUUUGCUGAUCUUGAUGCUUCUUUAGCCAAGAAGACUGGUUCCGAGUUAUCCGUUGGUCAAGCGCAACGUGUAGCGCUUGCAAGGACUCUAGCCAACGAGCCUGAGGUGUUGCUUCUCGAUGAGCCAACAAGCGCUUUGGAUCCCAUAUCGACAGAGAACAUCGAGGAUGUUAUAGUGAAACUAAAGAAGCAGAGAGGGAUUACGACUGUGAUCGUCUCUCACAGUAUCAAGCAGAUCCAGCGAGUUGCGGAUAUCGUCUGUCUUGUUGUUGAUGGUGAGAUUGUUGAAGUUCUUAAACCUGAUGAGCUUUCUCAAGCUACACAUCCAAUGGCUAGGAGGUUUCUUCAACUCAGUUCUUGAAAAAUGACAAAAUGAUGUCUGAAUGUAACAACAAAAUACAUUUUAAAGGUUUUAUGUUAUGUUUAUGUUGUGCAAUAAAAGAAAGACCAAUGAAUAUGUAAGCAUGUAUAUGCACAGCAAAUGUAUCAAAGAAUUGGAGUUUAAGACAAUCUUUAGAAACU
Molecule: messenger RNA, 1206 nt
Organism: Brassica oleracea var. oleracea
Lineage: Eukaryota; Viridiplantae; Streptophyta; Magnoliopsida; Brassicales; Brassicaceae
Product: ABC transporter I family member 17
Exons: 2
Coding region: 251-1045 (264 amino acids)
Biological process (GO): phosphate ion transmembrane transport
Cellular component (GO): membrane
Molecular function (GO): ATP binding; ATP hydrolysis activity; phosphate transmembrane transporter activity
Source: RefSeq, a predicted model, not a curated record